This is a messenger RNA of Rhincodon typus (whale shark), 1555 nucleotides long. RefSeq names its product neural Wiskott-Aldrich syndrome protein-like. Gene Ontology annotation, biological process: actin filament organization. Lineage: Eukaryota; Metazoa; Chordata; Chondrichthyes; Orectolobiformes; Rhincodontidae. Bases 51 to 1094 code for a protein of 347 amino acids. The record is from RefSeq and is a predicted model, not a curated record. Gene Ontology annotation, molecular function: actin binding. The transcript is spliced from 7 exons.
AUUAGUUUCAGUUGCUCAUUUUGAGAUUAUUUGAUAAAUGAGUUGAGAUUAUGGCUAUUGCUGAAUUUGCAGAGAUGAAAGUUGCACUUGUGAAAACAUUGUGUCGCUAUGUGGCCAGUUGGACUGAUUCUAGAAACCCUUCACUAUCCAAUGACAUUCUGAAUCCUGAAACUUCAAAUCAAAAUAUCCUGAGCCCUAUCACCCCGAAACUUGACAUCUCUGAUCGCUGCUACCGUGUUAUUGGCUCUACCCCCAAGUCAGUUCAAGAGAGGAAGAAAGGAAAAUCAUAUCGGAGCAAAAUCUCCAAAUCUGACAUUGGAACUCCCAGUAAUUUCCAGCAUGUUGGCCAUGUGGCUUGGAACCCUGAGACUGGAUUCAACGUGUCUGGCCCAGGUCUGGAGGUGUUCCGCGAGGCAGGAAUGAGUGAAUCCCAUCCUGAAGAUGAGGAAACCCCAAGGCGGAUACUUUCUGUUCCUGAAGAGAAAGGAAUCCUUCCUGUGAGUGAAGAAACAAAACUGAAAGCUCCUUCACCAUCUACUUCCAGAGCCAACUGUGUGUUGACCCCUCCCAAGACUGGAACAGAUCCUCUUGUCCUAGCUGCUCAAACAAGCAGCCAACAAGCCUCUGGCAAAUCCAGAGAACUUGGUCCCUCCCCACAGCAGUCUGGUGUUCCUCUUGAACUCUGUCAAGAUGUUGGAGGCUCCCCUCCUUUAACCCCAGCAUUAACACUCACCUAUUCUUUCUGUGCCCCAGUUGCCCUGCCCCCUCCACCCCCUGUAUGUCACUGUGCUGCAUCACUUCCUUUCUCGCCACCUCCAUCAAACAAUUGCCUGCCUGAGGACAACAUACAGAGCUCUCGUCUGAAUCCAGUGGAAACAGGGCAGUCUCUGGGAGCUGCCAGUGAUUGGCACCUGCUGUUGAGUCAGAUCCGACAAGGAUGCGUUUUAAAGCCAGUAACUGGUGUGGAUCCUAAACCGAUCCCUGCUGCUGUGCCUGAUGGGAUUGUGAGUGCCCUUAUGAAAGUCUUGCAGAACAGAAGUCGUGUCAUUCAUUCUUCAAAUGAUUUUGAAGAUGAUGAUGAAUGGGAUGAUUAAACUCCAAGUUGAGAUCACUUUUCAAUCAACGCCAUUCUAGAAAUGUCAUUUUCUUAAUUGCUGGUUUUAGUUGCAUUUUCCUAGUGGUUCUGUUUAGUUUGAUCAAUAUCACUAAAACCCUCCCUUGAUGUACCCUCUGCCCAGGGCUGAUGACACCAUGUUUGAACAAGAUGUAUUCAAAUCUUAAGCGUUGGUUUUUAAAAACAAGAAACUUUAUCUUCUGAAUUGUGAAACUUUAAUCUCUCUGAAUACUCUCUUUAAAUAUAAAAAUCAAAGUGGUGCUCACCUGGAGGAUUCUCAAUACUGAACCAAACACUGCCUCAGGCUUGUCUUAGACAUUCCUGGAUUUUUGAUCUGUAUCUUGUGACCUUGAAUGUGCUUAAACUGUUCCUACUCGAGGGAACAAAUUCAGUUAUGUUUGAAUGUAUUUGUUUUUGUAAAUAAAGUCCCUAUGGAUCUGA